Molecule: messenger RNA, 1487 nt
Organism: Phoenix dactylifera (date palm)
Lineage: Eukaryota; Viridiplantae; Streptophyta; Magnoliopsida; Arecales; Arecaceae
Cellular component (GO): cytoplasm
Molecular function (GO): protein-lysine N-methyltransferase activity
Source: RefSeq, a predicted model, not a curated record
GUCCAAAAAUCCGACAACACCGGAAGACAUUCCCUGCCUCUCUCCUCAGCCCAUCCCUUUUCUCUCUCCUCCCCCUCCCUCUCUUCCUCCUCGAUCUCACUCGUAGGGUUUCAAGGGAUCUCUCUCUUCGCUGUGCUGCAUUUCGGAGAAGAGAUCGGAGUGAUCGAUGGCGGGGAUGCGGAUGCCGCCGGAGGACAGCGAUCUCUUCCCGGCGAGGCCGCCGCCGGCGUCGGAUCUGAUAUCGGACGACGACCGGUCGGUGGCGGCGGACUCGUGGUCAAUAAAGAGCGACUAUGGGAGCACGAUGGACGACGAGCAGCGCCAUGUCGACGCCGCCGAGGUCCUCUCCAGCUGCAACUUCCCCGCUGCUUCCGAUUACAGUUCUGACAAGGAUCUACCAGAUGCCAGUGAGGUUGAAACAUCCGUGUUGGGCUCACAGGGCUAUUGGGAUGCUGCUUAUGGGGAGGAUCUUGCAAAUUUUCAUGAGCAUGGCCAUGUGGGUGAAACUUGCUUCGGUGUUGAAGUCAUGGAAGUUCUUGUUACUUGGACUAAAAACCUGUGUGCCAGCAUGUGCCCAGGUCCUAACAUGGCUGAUGACAAAAGUUGUAAAUCUGAAUCAAGUGACAGCCACAGAGAGUUGUCCAGCUGGAGUGUACUUGAUAUUGGAACUGGGAAUGGUCUGCUUCUGCAAGAGCUUGCAAAGCAAGGGUUUACUGAUCUUACCGGAAUUGAUUAUAGUGAAGGAGCAAUCGAGCUCGCGAGAAACAUUGCUCUUCGUGGUGGAUUUUCCAGUAUUCACUUCAUGGUCGAUGAUGUUCUCGAGACAAAACUGGAGAGAAAAUUCCAACUACUUAUGGACAAAGGGACUCUAGAUGCCAUAGGGCUGCAUCCAGAUGGUCCCAUCAAAAGAAUUAUGUACUGGGAAUCUGUAUCAAACUUGGUUGCUCCUGGUGGUAUACUGGUUAUCACGUCAUCUAACAGUACAAAGGAUGAACUACUGCAAGAGGUGGACAAUUUUAAUCAAAGAAGGCUUGGUGCUCAGGACAUUGAUCAAGAGAAACACAGCAAACCUGCUGUCUUCCGAUAUCUUGAUCAUGUCCAGACCUAUCCUAAUAUGGUAUAUGGUGGGGCAGAAGGAUCCCGUAUGGCCACUAUUGCAUUUAUUUGCAAGUCAAAUUAGAAGCUGUUAAUCUCUUUCCACUUCUAUUCAUAUAUGGAGCUAAAAGAACCAAGUGUGCUUUCCCUCUAGUUUCUGGUUAUGGAUAUUUUUUCUUCUCUCCUUGAAGUUUUCUGGUUUUGAGAGGGAUUGCUUAUAUUUUGAUGAGAGUUGCGUUGACGCUGUUUGCUCUGGAAAAUUUGUGCUUUAUGUAGUUUUGAAGUGUUUUGUUGUUUUGGUAACGGAUCUGGAAAUAUUGACAUAUUGCAUACAAAGAUUACAGAAAGGUUCCAUUGGACUUCUCUGGAUCAUCAUGCCCUUAUCCUUAUAA